Danaus plexippus (monarch butterfly) is the source of this 1924-nucleotide messenger RNA. RefSeq names its product E3 ubiquitin-protein ligase CHIP (gene STUB1). The transcript is spliced from 7 exons. Bases 157 to 1020 code for a protein of 287 amino acids. Lineage: Eukaryota; Metazoa; Arthropoda; Insecta; Lepidoptera; Nymphalidae. The record is from RefSeq and is a predicted model, not a curated record. Gene Ontology annotation, molecular function: protein-folding chaperone binding; ubiquitin protein ligase activity. Gene Ontology annotation, biological process: protein quality control for misfolded or incompletely synthesized proteins; cellular response to misfolded protein; positive regulation of proteolysis. Gene Ontology annotation, cellular component: Z disc; cytoplasm.
CUAUGUAUUUUAUCUGUACAUUUGCUCAAACGUUCGCCAAACGCUUCCAUAAAAAUAUUUUUUUUUGGUAAAGCAAACGGGCAAGUAUUUUGAUAUCGCGUAACAUGACAGCUAUUUGUAAUUAAUUGCGAUAGGUGUUAAAAACAACCCAAUAAAAUGAGUAAGCAUAUGUAUUCCACCGCUAACUUGACCGAUAAAGAAUUGAAAGAACAAGGAAACAGGUUGUUUAGUUUGAGAAGAUUCGAAGAUGCUAUGAACUGUUACACGAAGGCUAUCAUAAAAAAUCCAUCUGUAGCCACAUACUUUACAAAUAGAGCGUUAUGUCACCUCAAGAUGAAGAGAUGGGAAGCUACUUGUCAGGAUUGCCGAAGAGCCCUGGAUAUAGACAACAACCAGGUGAAAGGUCAUUUCUUUCUUGGCCAGGCCUUGGUUGAGUUGGACUGCUAUGAUGAAGCUAUCAAACACUUACAUAGAGCCAAUGAUCUAGCAAGAGAUCAAAAGCUGAAUUUCGGCGAUGACAUAGCAGCUCAGAUAAGAAUUGCAAGGAAGAAGAGAUGGAAUGUACAGGAGGAGAAGAGAAUAUCACAGGAGAUUGAACUGCAGACUUAUUUAAAUAGGCUUAUAAAUGAGGACAUGCAACGUAGAGUAGAAUCAAUUAAAAUAGAAAACAUAAAUGAAGAAGAAACCAAUAGCAAAAUAGCUAAAGUGGAAGAAGAAUGCAACAACUAUAGCAGUGAACUUAACAAUCUAUUUUCAAAAAUGGAUGAACGGAGGAGGAAACGCGAUGUACCAGACUAUCUAUGCGGCAAAAUAAGCUUCGAGAUUCUGAACGAGCCUGUCAUCACGCCUAGCGGGAUAACCUAUGAGAAGAAAGACAUUGAGGAGCAUCUCGAGCGCGUCGGCCAUUUCGAUCCUGUGACACGUGUGAAGUUAACAGCGGAUCAGCUCAUACCUAACUUCACUAUGAAGGAGGUUGUGGACGCCUUCCUCCAGGACAACGAGUGGGCGCUCGAUUAUUAAUCGAUUUGAUAUCGAUUUUACCGCCAUAGUGAUUACGUCACUAGCCAUAACCGACAUAUCUAUACAAUCACACCUAUUUAUGAAGGUCGGUUUGAUUAUUAAAAAGUAAAAAGUCACCUGUUUUUGUUUUAAUUGUUGAAUAUAAAAACUAUUUUAUUAACCGUAGAUUCAAUAUUGACUCGAUUCAUUAACGUAUUGGAUAGGAGGGUAGAAACAUUUUUUUUAAUGUUCCUAAUUUAGAGUGACCUGUGACGUAAUUGCCAUGACGUGUGACGUCACAACAUUUAACACGUAGUCUAAGUUUUUCAUAUAUAAACCAUUAAUUAAACAAUUAGAUAUUUUGUACGCGUCAUUCAAUAUUUAAUGAUAACACUUUAAUAUUCAAAAAAAAACUGUUUUUUCAUUUUACUUGCAAUGAGUAUUUCAACACAGCUUAGAUUUUUUCAAUGAAGGUAAUUUAAUUUUAUUUCAUACUAAGAAAACUAUGUACUUCUUAUUGAGGCUACAUUGUUUUAAUUCUUCAGGAUAAAUUUAUCAAAUAAUUUUUGUAUCUGUGAAGUGUGACAGAUAUUUUUUUUUUAAUAGAAGAUUUUUAUUUUAAAAUAAUUUUUAAAUGUAAAUAUUGGCUAAUUUUACUUUGUAUCCGAUGUCAUUUUAUGUAACUUAAGUUUUAUUUUAAGGUUAGGCGUUUAUGUUAAGAAUUGAUGAACUUUAUUUAACAUCUGCUUCCAUUUCGUUAUCAGAUAACAAUUAAUAUUAAGAAAAAUACUUAGAACUCGAGAUCGCUUCAGUCGUUUUAAAAAAUAUUUUAGUUCCAUCACUUGCUUAUUUAUUGUUCAGACAUGGUAACACUGGAAGACAAUUGUUUUAUAAGACUAUAAUAAACUCGGAAGAAUUAGAUGAA